Chaetomium globosum CBS 148.51 is the source of this 1125-nucleotide messenger RNA. RefSeq lists its product as uncharacterized. The coding region runs from base 1 to 1125 and encodes 374 amino acids. Gene Ontology annotation, molecular function: DNA binding; protein dimerization activity. The record is from RefSeq and is a predicted model, not a curated record. Gene Ontology annotation, cellular component: RNA polymerase I complex; RNA polymerase III complex. Gene Ontology annotation, biological process: DNA-templated transcription. Lineage: Eukaryota; Fungi; Ascomycota; Sordariomycetes; Sordariales; Chaetomiaceae. The transcript is spliced from 2 exons.
AUGCCUCACAAAUCGCCAACAAAAGAAGUGCUCGAGGAGCGAAAGAUCGUCGGCAUCAAGGAUGAGACCAUCACUCAUGUAUCGUCGUCCGAUUACCCAUUGACCUAUCCCGGCGAGGACCACAGCUGGGAUAUCGAGUCCUUCCGGCGAGGGUUCCGUGUCGAAUUUCACCAAAAUGACCCCUAUGAGGCCUCUUUCUCUCUCAUUGGAAUCGACGCCUCUAUCGCCAACGCCUUCCGCCGAAUCAUGAUCGCCGACAUCCCAACUCUCGCGAUCGAGACUGUCUUCAUCAACAAUAACACCUCCGUCAUCCAGGACGAAGUUCUUUCCCACCGGCUUGGGUUGAUUCCCUUCAAAGGCGGCCACGAGGGACUGCACAAGUUUCUGAAAUGGUGGCGCAAACCGACAGACGAGUCCGAAAUCAACAAUAGCUAUUACGACAACAACACCGUCUCGCUCCGCCUCGAAGUCCAAUGCGAGCACAACGAGAAAGCCGCGGCGGGAGAAACAGACCCCACCAAGUUAUACAAGAACGCUCACGUAUACGCGCGCGACAUCGAGUUCUGCCCCGUUGGCCGCCAAGACAAGUACUUCUCAGGCGCUGAUGCCAUCGCGCCCGUCAAUCCGGACAUUCUAAUCGCCAAGCUGCGCCCUGGACAGGAGAUCUCACUCUCGAUGCAUAUGCACAAGGGUGUUGGGUCGGAUCACUCCAAGUUCUCACCCGUCGCGACCGCCUCGUACAGGCUGAUGCCCGUCAUAUCGAUCGAACGGCCGAUCCUCGGGAAGGACGCCGAGAAGUUCAUGCGAUGUUUCCCCCCGGGCGUGAUCAAGCUAGAGAAGGUGACGAAGAAGGAGGCGGCGAAGAAGGGGAGCGGGUACGAGGGCCACGAAGGCGAGGACAAGGCGGUGGUGGCGGACCCCAUGCGGGAUACCGUCAGCAGGGAGUGCCUCCGGCACGAGGAGUUCAAAGGCAAGGUUAAGCUCGGCCGGAGGAGGGAUCACUUCAUCUACCUGGUCGAAAGCACGGGGCAGUGGGAGAGCGAUGCCAUCUUCUUGGAGUCGGUCGCGCAUCUGAAGAAGCGGGCGCAGGAUCUGGAGAAACAAGUCCGAAACAUGGUGAGAUAA